This is a messenger RNA of Rhincodon typus (whale shark), 1428 nucleotides long. RefSeq names its product ufm1-specific protease 2-like. Lineage: Eukaryota; Metazoa; Chordata; Chondrichthyes; Orectolobiformes; Rhincodontidae. The record is from RefSeq and is a predicted model, not a curated record. The transcript is spliced from 12 exons. The coding region runs from base 1 to 1428 and encodes 475 amino acids.
AUGACUGUCUCGUUCAGUUUGUCGUCAAAGCUGCCAAUUGAUACUGAAAAUUUGUUGUUUCGAUUAAAGGGAGGCAUUGAGUUGGAAGGAGUCACCAAUAAAACAGACGAACAAGGAAUCAAAGCAGGCUUUAAGGAAGCCAUGAAAGAACUGAUUUCAAAGGUAAAUUCAGAGGCUUUCGUCCUAAAUGGUCUCGGUGGCUCAUUAUAUAUAUGGCCCAAAACCCAUGCCAGCACACAUUCAUCAGAACUACAAGAAGAUACUCAAUGCAAAGCCAUCUUAAAAUAUGUUACGGUUGAGGUCAGUGACUUACUUCAAAAGGCUUCCAAAAUCCAAUUCUUAAAGAUCGUACCUCUGAAAAUAAUAAAUAUGCAGAUUCUGUUUGAGAUGGCACGGGCUGAUCACACUGAAGAAAUUGUAAUCCAACAUAGGAAGAUGUCACGCAUCCACUUCAAGCUGAUUCUCCCUAUCGAUGUGGUAGUGCUCGCUAAUCCAGAGGAGCCAUGGGGAAAGGUACAGGAUCAGUUUGUGGAAGCAGUUACUGCUCAACUAUCUGCGAUGGACAACUGCAUUGAACGAUAUACAAAUGGAAAGACUGUCCCACAGCCGCAAGCCUUCCACUUUGAACUGCCAGAAAAAACUAUUCUUACGACAGUAAUAUACCCUGCUGGAGUCAGUGAUGCAAUUCUGGAACCGCAACGAAAAGAGUUGCAAAAUGAACUUGCCCUAGACAAUAAACCCUACUUUCGUCGUCCUAUGGUUUAUGUCUUUCCAAGUGCUGAGAUGGAAACUAAGUACUUGAAAAAUGUACAUAAGUAUAUUCCUGCUCCCAACCCUGAUGAGUAUAAGGUUUCUCUAGUGCACGGAUCAUAUACCUUUCAUCACUGCUUGCAGGACAAUGAAAAAGACAAAAAAUGGGGUGCACUAUACCGCUGUUUGCAAGUUGUCAUCUCCUGGUUCAAGUUUCAGGGAUACAUUGACAAACCUGUACCCACAGUUAAAGAGAUUCGGGAAAUGUUGAUAAAAAUGGAUGAAGAAUUUGUCCCUAUUGUGAUAGCAAAUGAAUGGCUUGCACCUGAAGAGAUGAUACCAUUUUUAAAUUUUUUCAAUAUUUUAUGCUCCAGCACUGAAGCACGGGCAAAGCCUGAGGAACCAAUGGAUCUUAGCACUCAUUUCCAAGAACAAGGAACUCCAGUUGUGAUUUGGAAGACUGUGAUGUUUGCUCAACCUAAGGCAUGCAUUUUGCUGGGGAUGGCAGUAAGCGAAGAUCCAAGUGCAAGAAAAGUCCUUAUCUUAGACACAAUGUACAGACAAAGUGAUGACUUGGCCAAGGUAACUGAAAUGGCUGUUGACUGGAAAGGGAAAGAAUUCUGGAAUGAAAUGGAGCAGUUUGGAUUAAUCCUGCCUAAGCGACCAGAGGGUGUUUAA